AUGUUCGUGGAGGUUCGCAAGAAAGUGGCGGGUCUCCUUACUGAGGCCGCCAACAACGGGAGCUUGGAGAAGAUCUUGGAGGAUGUGAAAGACGUCAACGAGGAACAGCCAGGUGUCCGGCAGAAAGCAGCUGAGCUUCUCAGCAAGGCUGCGCAGGACGGGACCCUGGAGAAGAUCCUGUCGGAGCGUUUGAUGCAGACGCAGGCACCAGACGUCCGGCAGCGAGCCGCCAACCUUCUCACCCAGGCUGCGCAGGACGGGACUUUAGAGAAGAUCCUGUUGGAGCGUUCGGCGCAGGCACCAGACAUCCGGCAGCGAGCCGCCGACCUUCUCACCAAGGCUGCGGAGGACGGGACACUGGAGAAAAUCCUGUUGAAGAGGACGCAGGUACCAGACAUCCGGCAGCAAGCCGCCGACCUUCUCACCAAGGCUGCGGAGGACGGGACACUGGAGAAAAUCCUGUUGAAGAGGACGCAGGUACCAGACAUCCGGCAGCGAACCGCCGACCUUCUCACCAAGGCUGCGCAGGACGGGACACUGGAGAAGGUCCUGUUGAAGCGGACGCAGGUACCAGACAUCCGGCAGCGAACCGCCGACCUUCUCACCAAGGCUGCACAGGACGGGACACUGGAGAAGGUCCUGUUGAAGCGGACGCAGGCAGUCGACCUGCGCCAGAGAGCCGCCUUUCUGCUGUCCAAGGCGGCGGAGGAUGGAACGCUGGAGAAGAUUCUAGCGGAAAAGAAGGCGCCAGCCUUGGAUGCCAGCCGCGCGCGGGUGGCGCACCUCCUGAGCCAGGCCGCGGAGGAUGGCAGCCUGGAGCGGAUUCUCAGCGAGAAGGCCAAGUCUUCAUCGAAGGAUCUCCGACAGACUGCCGCAUCUGCCGCGGCCUGCUUGAACCAGGCGUGCCAAGAUGGGUCGCUGGAGAAGGUCUUGGAGCAAAUGGCCGCGGCCAAGGAGCAGUCGCUGGAUGCCAGCCGUGUGGCGGUGGCCGGAUUGCUGGGCCAGGCCGCAGAGGAUGGCCGUUUAGAGCAGCUCCUGAGGAGCCUGCAGGGCGAGCCGAUGGUCUAUCAGGAUGAUGUGGCGAAUAUCCGCGAAGCAGCUCGGGAGUCUCUGCUGGAGGCUGCGUUCGAUGGCUCCUUGGAGCGGGUGGUUUCUGACCUGAAGAUUGAGAAGGAACGGCAGGCCAAGGACGGCAUCCGCCUGAAAGCUGCCCAACUCUUGGAAGAGGCUGCUGACAGUGGCGCCCUGCAACGAGCAGUCCAGGAGGUGAAGAACGACAGAUCUUCAGGCUUGUCUUCCAGAGACAAGGCGGCCAAGUUGUUGGAGGAGGCUGCAGAGAGUGGCCAGCUGCAGAAGGUCCUACAGGAGCUGAGCGCCGGCCGAGCAUCUCCUCGGAAGGAGACGUUGGCGGAGGUGCAGAAGCGUACGGCGCACCUCUUGGCCCAGGCAGCCGACAGCGGGGAGCUUGAAAGAGUGCUGGCAAAGAUUUGCCCGGCGAAUGAGGUGGAGUUGGGCAUCAGGAGUCGCGUUGCGCAAACCUUGAUGGAGGCCGCCGAAGACGGCCGUCUCCACGAGGCCCUCCGCAAUGUCAGGCCGCAGGAUCGCCUCGCCGCAGUGCGUUCCAAGGUCAAGCAACAGCUGGAAGAGGCGGCGUUGGAUGGGCGCCUGGACAAAGCCUUGCAACAGCUACGCCAGGCUCCCUGGCACACGGCGCCCUCCGUGGGCACCUGGUACAUGGCCUACACCCCCUUCGAUCCCCCUGCUCCAGCAGAGCUGGAACCCUCGCUGCGCCAGCGUCUGGCCCAGACCCUGACGCAGGCUGCGGAGAACGGCGAGCUGGAGAGCGCGCUCUUGGCUGUCCAGGACGAGGCGUGA
Molecule: messenger RNA, 1875 nt
Organism: Effrenium voratum
Lineage: Eukaryota; Dinophyceae; Suessiales; Symbiodiniaceae
Source: the annotation of a GenBank genome assembly